AUGAAAAAUUACGAGAAUCGACCAACUGGAUCUACACCAUUCUCUGAGGUGAAUGAUGUGCACGCUCACCAUGCUAGGCGUAGAAAAGGUCUCGGCCCUGGUUGUGGUCGUGGUCGUGGUCAUGAUGACCAAGAAAGAAACCCUGUUCCGAAUGUUAAUCAUUCAUCUAACAAAAAGAAAAAAGAUGAGAAACGUGAAACAAUUACUUGUUUCCGAUGUGGCAGAAAAGGACACUAUUUACGUGACUGUCGUGCUCUCAAGCACUUAGUGGAACUUUAUCAAGUAUCGCUGAAGAAGAAAGAGAGAUAUCCCGAGGAUAACUUUCUCUUUGAAAAUAAUGUUAACAUCACAUGCUUGGAUAUAGCAGACUUUUUUUAG
Messenger RNA from Capsicum annuum, 378 nucleotides. RefSeq lists its product as uncharacterized. The coding region runs from base 1 to 378 and encodes 125 amino acids. The record is from RefSeq and is a predicted model, not a curated record. NCBI's taxonomy places the organism in Eukaryota, Viridiplantae, Streptophyta, Magnoliopsida, Solanales, Solanaceae. Gene Ontology annotation, molecular function: nucleic acid binding; zinc ion binding. The transcript has a single exon.